UGUCCUGACACACAUGUUACAUAUGUACUGCUGGCUUCUACACUUCGUUUCUUUCUUCUAGCUUUGCUUUACUACUACCACUACAACGACUACUGCUACCAUUCACCACGCCACACCUUAGCCACUCCUAUUACCUCUACACCAACUACCUUCUGAAAUCUCUCUCCAACAUCGUACCGUCACCCACCUACAAAUAUUAGUACCAAUGGCUCGGCAUCGCGGAGCAAAUACCCUCUUGAGGGACAAUACACCCUUCCCAACCAGGCAAAUGGCUAUUCUUGCGCUCUGCCGGAUAUGUGAACCAAUUGCUUUCAUGUCAAUUUUCCCAUAUGUGUACUACAUGGUUGGCGACUUUGGCAUUGCACACGACGAGGCGCAAAUAUCUGUGUACGCCGGAAUGGUCACAUCUGCAUUCGCCUUCGCAGAGUGUGCGAGCGGCGUGUUUUGGGGACGACUAAGUGAUCGCGUGGGCCGAAAGAAGGUCCUUCUUGGGGGUCUUUUCGGAACUGGAUUGAGCAUGCUUUUGUUCGGCUUCGCGCAAAACCUACCAAUGGCUCUGGUAGCUCGCGCUCUCGGUGGAUUGCUGAAUGGAAAUAUUGGUGUCCUUCAAACCACUGUCGCUGAAUUGGUGACGGUCGAGAAGCACCAACCACGCGCUUAUUCGAUUAUGCCAUUCAUCUGGUGCCUUGGUACAAUCAUUGGCGCCAGUCUUGGAGGAAUCCUGGCGCGGCCAGCAAUCAGCUUCCCCGACACAUUCGCCGGAACCCUCUUCGAAACUUACCCUUACCUUCUCCCGAACCUAGUUUGCGCAGCUGUCGUCAUUUUUGGCCUUACCGUUGGAAUCCUUUUCCUGGAAGAGACGCACGAAGACAAGAAAUUCGAGAAAGACCGGGGCCUUGAGAUUGGGCAAUGGCUACUCAGGAAAGUGUGGAGCAAGGGAACAUACACAGCUUUGACAGACAAGGAUGCAUCAAUCGACGAAAUGCAAGCCAUGCUCGAAGGCCCUGGCUCGCCCACAUACCAAAGCACCAGCAGCUCCCCAACAUUGUGCAGCUCCCGCAGCUCCAUCGCGGAACCACCGCCAUUCACCCUGGAGAAGGGCUCAGAAUCGUCCACCGUUCGCAGUGCCUUCACGAAGCAGGUCUGCCUGAACAUUGUCGGCGUUGGACUGUUGGCCUUCCACACCAUCUCCCUAGAGCAGCUCAUCCCAAUUCUCAUGUCACAUCCCGAAUCAACCAAAAAGCCGGAGCUUCCCUUCAAAUUCGAGGGCGGAUUCGGAUUCUCCACCCAGAAGAUUGGCAGCAUCCUGGCCGUGCAAGGAGUCCUACAGAUGAUUGCCCAAGUUGUCGUCUUCCCCUGGGUCAACAAGAGGAUUGGCAGUCUCCGAACUUUCUGGAUCACGAUCGCGACCUACCCCUUCCUCUACGUGAUGGCACCCUACCUUGCGCUUCUGCCGAAGCCGCUCCGAAUUCCGGGCAUCUUCGUCCUUCUCGUGUGGAAGGUUACCGCUCAAUCGAUGUCCUACCCAUCGCUCAACAUGAUGCUCGCGAACGCUGCUCCCUCGAAAAAGGUGCUGGGCACUUUGAACGGCGCAGCGGCCUCCUCCGCGAGUGUCUGCCGCGGAUUCGGACCAACCAUCGCGGGAGCGGUCGACUCGAUUGGUGCCGGCAUGGGAGUAUCUGGGCUCGCGUGGUGGGUGUGCGCAGGCGUAGCAGCCACGGCCUGGAUCCCCGGUGCGUUCAUGAAAGAGGAGAGACGGCGACCGGGAUUCUGCAACGUGGACGACGUUGAUGACGAAGAGCUGGGGCUCCGCGAGGCACUGGACGACACUGACUCGGACGUCGACUCCAUCAUGACCCUAACGCCAGAGGAGGACACGGUCAACUCCGUCCUUUCGAAAUGAUAAGCACGACUAGCUGGUUUACGAAGACAUCGCAGAUUCAAACCCCCUAGGAUCGACAUUCUCCGGGCGGGAGGACAGCUUGUCACCGCUUUUCACACGCGGCAAAGGGAGUUCACUCUUCCAAAAAGGAGUUAUUUAUUGGGAUUUUUC
This is a messenger RNA of Aaosphaeria arxii CBS 175.79, 2053 nucleotides long. RefSeq names its product MFS general substrate transporter. The record is from RefSeq and is a predicted model, not a curated record. Lineage: Eukaryota; Fungi; Ascomycota; Dothideomycetes; Pleosporales. Gene Ontology annotation, biological process: transmembrane transport. The transcript is spliced from 6 exons. Bases 206 to 1903 code for a protein of 565 amino acids. Gene Ontology annotation, molecular function: transmembrane transporter activity.